UUGUCAGCGAGGCAUCCAACUUCGACCAUGCCGCCAACAUCCCUUUGAACAUGGCAUUGCGCACUGCGCAAAACAUGAUCAGCCAAGCCGCCAACUACGAGCGCGAUGGCAACCUCCAAGACGCCUACCUGUUCCUGUACCGCCAUGCCGACUUCUUCUUUACGCAUAUUUCGAAACACCCGGAUGCAAAGAAGCAGGAGUACAAGCCGCAGAUGGCUCGCGCCCGCGACGACGUCAAGGCCGAUCUGUCGCGCAUGGAAGCCUUGAAGCCUGACAUCACGACCCGCUGGAACAAGUACCAGGAUGCUGUCAAGAGGAGAGAUGCUAUACGCACACAACAACCUGCUGGUAGCACGCAAUCUGGCACCCCACCUCCACCACAAGAGUCGCUUGUUCUGAGUGCAGGCGAACACAAGGAUAUUGCACUGCAACUGGCCAACCGCGAACUCAGAAGACGGAGGAAGGACCCGCGCGACGACAAUGCUGUCAUGGAUGACUUGAGUCGAGGCAUUCAAGACUUGGGUCGACGGAUCGAUGCUCCUCGCCAAUCUUCACACUCUCGCUCCACCUCACAAGUCUCAGCGGCAUACCAUUACCCUGCAGUCCCAUCAGGACAUGGUUCUGUUCAAUCACCAUCCGCGCCUUUCGCGCCCAGUCGACCACCGAAGAGCGACCUCCCUACCUAUGGUGUUCCUCCGCCUCUGCCUUCCAAGCCAGAUCAUUCUUUCACCUCUCCUCCUCCGCUACCCUCGAAAUCCAGCGGCCCAGCACCACCUCCAAAACAAGACCUCUCAUCCACCCAGAACUACCAAUUCCAACCAGCCGCAUACACCGAAAACGGCACUCCUCUACGCACACUCUUCCUCCCCACCGCCCUCCGCACCUCCUUCACCACCCUCGCUCAAUCAAACACCACCGCCAACCUCGAAACCUGCGGUAUCCUCUGCGGCACCCUGAUUUCCUCCGCCCUCUUCAUCUCGCACCUCGUCAUCCCGGACCAGACUUCCACUUCUGAUACCUGCGAAACAACCGAGUUGGGAGAAACAGAAUUAUUCGAUUACGUGGAUAACGAGGGCUUGAUGGUGUGUGGCUGGAUACACACACAUCCUUCCCAGACCUGUUUUUUGAGCAGUAGGGAUCUGCAUACUUCUGUGGGAUAUCAAGUCAUGCUUCCCGAGAGUGUGGCCAUCGUGUGUGCGCCCAGCAAGAGUCCCGAUCAUGGUAUUUUCCGUCUCACGGAUCCACCCGGUAAAGAAGCCAUCUUGAACUGCCAUAAGACUGGCUUGUUCCAUCCUCAUGAUGAAGGAAAUUUGUACACUGAUGCUUUGAGACCGGGACAUGUUUCUGAAUUGGCUGGAUUGCAGUUUCAAGUUGUGGAUUUGAGGAGGGAUAAAAAGUAGAUUGAAUAGUAUAAAACAAGUUUUUGAUCGCCUAGGGCAGUAAUAUACUGUAUAGGAGAAUGACUUUCACACUGGACUAGCUUUGUCCAAAAGUACCUCUACUUGACGUAAUGUCCCGGCAAACUCUUCCCUCAAAACAUCAUAACAGCCACUGGUUCAAGACUGCACGAUAUUGACGAAGAAGAGGAAUUGUACCGAAUAUCCCUCUCAUCC
Molecule: messenger RNA, 1613 nt
Organism: Aureobasidium pullulans EXF-150
Lineage: Eukaryota; Fungi; Ascomycota; Dothideomycetes; Dothideales; Saccotheciaceae
Product: JAB1/MPN domain-containing protein
Exons: 3
Coding region: 51-1400 (449 amino acids)
Biological process (GO): protein K63-linked deubiquitination
Cellular component (GO): membrane; endosome
Molecular function (GO): K63-linked deubiquitinase activity; metal-dependent deubiquitinase activity; protein binding
Source: RefSeq, a predicted model, not a curated record